AUGGGCAUUCCAUUGAGAAUUACAGGAAUCAAAACUGUGUACGCUAUAGUUAAAUUCACCGGCAGAAGAAAUACAGUGUCUCUUCUGCAUCCCCAAAAUGGGCUGGGUGCUUAUGCAUUGUUCCAUACGAGGAAGGAAGAUGUUUUGAUGCUGACAAAACGAAUAUCCGAUUACUCACUGAAGGGGGAGGUUGAUUAUGCAAGAACAAUAUUUGAAGAGAUGAGUCACCCAGACACUGUUUCUUGGAAUGUGAUGAUAAGAGGGUAUGUUGAAAACCAUAGGAUUGGGGACGCAAGGGAGUUGUUUGAUAAAAUGCCUGUUAGGAGUUCUGUUUCUUGGAAUACCAUGAUCAUGGCUUACGCCAAAGAAGGAAAGACACAUAUUGCAAUGAAACUUUUCAUAGUCAUGCCAGAUAAAGAUGUCGUCAGCUGGACAGCGAUCAUCACUGCAUUAUCUCGAGGUUCACAUAUUGAAGAUGCGUGGCGCUUGUUUAAGCUGAUGCCAGAGCCUAGUUCAGUCUCCUGGGCUUCAAUCAUUUCAGGUUUUCAACAGAAUGGGCUGGCUGCUGAAACUUUGUGUCGUUUUAAAGAAAUGUUGUCAGUGGGAGUUCAACCCACUUCACAUUCCUUUACUAGUGCUUUAACUGCUUCUGCAGAUUUAGCUAUGCUUUCAUUGAGCCAACAACUCUACUCUCAACUCCUUAAAAGAGGCUUUGAGAGCAAUACCCACAUUGGGAAUUCGGCCAUUUCUAUGUUCAUAAAAUCUGGUAGUUUCCGUAAUGCAAGACGUGUCCUUGAGGAUUUACCUCAACCUGAUAUUGUUACUUGGAAUGCUAUGGUUGUGGGCUAUGGGCAGAAUGGUUAUGGUAUUGAGGCAAUUAUGAGUUUCCAUCAGAUGCAAAAAGCUAAAUUCCUUCCAGAUAGGGUAAGUUUCCUGGGACUCUUACAUGGGUGUAGCCACUGUGGAUAUGUAGAGAAAGGGAAGCAAUAUUUUCAUAGUAUGGAAUCCAAUUAUGGGAUCUCGCCAGGACCUGAGCACUAUGCCUGCAUGGUCGACCUCCUUUCAAGGGCUGGAUUUCUCAAAGAAGCACAUAAGUUGAUAAAGGAAAUGCCCUUUGAGCCAACAUGCAUCUUUUGGAGGACGUUACUCAAUGGAUGUAGGAUUUGGGGUGAUUUGGAAUUGGGUUUUUAUGCGGCUAAUCGUAUUUUGGAACUUGAUCCUUAUAAUUCAAGUGCGUGCUUAAUGGUCAUUGACAUUUAUGCAUCAGCUGGUAGAUGGAAAGAGGUUUUAGAGAUGAGGAGACAGAUGAGGAAAAGAGAAGCAAGGAAGGAGUUGGGUUGUAGUUGGAUUGAGAUAAAGGGGAGGAUACAUUUAUUCACUACUAGGGAUGACACUCAUCCAGAAGCAGAUCAUAUUUACCUAACACUUCUGUUGUUAUCAUGUGAUAUUGCCCAUAUUGUCAGAAAUUAA
Molecule: messenger RNA, 1470 nt
Organism: Vitis riparia (riverbank grape)
Lineage: Eukaryota; Viridiplantae; Streptophyta; Magnoliopsida; Vitales; Vitaceae
Product: pentatricopeptide repeat-containing protein At4g02750-like
Exons: 1
Coding region: 1-1470 (489 amino acids)
Biological process (GO): RNA modification
Molecular function (GO): protein binding; RNA binding
Source: RefSeq, a predicted model, not a curated record